This is a messenger RNA of Sphaerodactylus townsendi, 2137 nucleotides long. RefSeq names its product cytochrome P450 2J4-like. The coding region runs from base 335 to 1831 and encodes 498 amino acids. Gene Ontology annotation, biological process: xenobiotic metabolic process. The record is from RefSeq and is a predicted model, not a curated record. NCBI's taxonomy places the organism in Eukaryota, Metazoa, Chordata, Lepidosauria, Squamata, Sphaerodactylidae. The transcript has 9 exons. Gene Ontology annotation, cellular component: intracellular membrane-bounded organelle; cytoplasm. Gene Ontology annotation, molecular function: heme binding; oxidoreductase activity, acting on paired donors, with incorporation or reduction of molecular oxygen, reduced flavin or flavoprotein as one donor, and incorporation of one atom of oxygen; iron ion binding.
GCGCCUCCAACCGGGGACAGUACAUUUUCAGUCGGCAGGACGGGAAGGAUGUUUAUAUUGUGGAAGUGAAAGCAGAGAGGAGAAAGGACAGCCGGAGCGGAGUCUUUUGCAGGCCUUCCUCCUCACUCACUCUGUGUGUGGCAUGCAUCAUCUCUGGGUGUGGCGGUGUUCCAGACGGUGAACUUCGCCCCGCUCUCUCCCUUUGCACACAACUUUAACAAACCAGCAACUUCGGCCGAGGAGGGCUGCUGCUCUUCUCCACUCGGGCGUGUGUGGGUCUCCUCCUCCAUCACGAGCAGCCCCCCUCCUCUGCCCCCCAACAGCUCUGGCUGCAAUGCCGCUCCAGGGGGUGCUCUCAGCCCUCCCGGAGGCCGUGGCACCUCUGCCAGCAUUCCUGUUGUUCCUGGCUGUGUUUCUGAUCGUUGCUGACUACAGGAAAAAUCGGCGCCCAAAGGAUUUCCCUCCUGGGCCUCAGCCCUUUCCUUUUGUGGGCAACAUCAUGCAGAUGACCUAUAAGAACCCUCUUGUUGGCAUACAAAAGCUUGAAGAAAAAUAUGGCAACAUCUUCAGUAUGCAGAUUGGCAACGUGUGGUCUGUGGUUGUAACUGGACUGCCUCUGGUGAAGGAAGCUCUCGUUCAUCAAGGAGAACAUUUCGUAGAUCGGCCGACCUUUCCUUUGCUCGAGGAGGUUUUUGGACCAUAUGGGUUGAUCAACUCGAAUGGAAGCAUCUGGAAAGAACAAAGACGAUUUGCUUUAUCAACUCUCAGAAACUUUGGUUUGGGGAGGAGAAGUUUAGAAAAUCGAAUACAAGAAGAGACCCGGUUCCUUACUGAGGCGAUCAGAGAUGAAAGAGGUCAGCCAUUUGACCCGCAUUUUCAGAUUAAUAACGCCGUUUCAAAUAUCAUCUGUUCCGUCACUUUUGGGGACCGCUAUGAUUACCAUGACAGCCAAUUCCGGAAGCUGCUGCAUUUGCUUGAUGAGGCACUCUACCUUCAAGGAAGUAUUGGGAGUCAGAUGUUCAAUGUCUUUCCAACCCUAAUGAAAUACUUGCCAGGAUCCCAUCAGACUGUUCGUAAUAACUGGAGACAAAUUAAAUGCUUUGUAAAAGAAAGAAUUGAAAAGCACAAAGCAGACUGGAACCCCUCUCAGCCAAGGGACUUCAUUGAUGCUUAUCUCAAUGAAAUAGCGAAGGAGGGUGCUGCUGCCAGUUUCCAUGAGGAGAAUUUGAUAUUUUCAACAUUAGAUCUGUUUUUCGCUGGGACAGAAACGACGUCUACAACAUUGCGCUGGGCUUUGCUGUACAUGGCCAUUCAUCCAGAAGUUCAAGCAAAGGUGCAAGCUGAAAUAGACUCUGUGAUCGGCCAGUCUGGCCUGCCUACCAUGGACGACAGGGAACGCCUGCCCUAUACCCAUGCAGUUGUUCAUGAAAUUCAAAGGAAAAGCAACAUAUUGCCUUUCGGUGCGCCACGGAUGACAAGUUGUGACACCACAUUGGCUGGAUAUCGUUUGCCCAAAGGAACUCUUUUCCUGGUCUACUUGACAGCAGUGCUGUUUGAUAAGGAGGAGUGGGAAACUCCAGAUGUCUUCAAUCCUGACCAUUUCUUGGAAAAUGGUCAGUUCAAGAAGAAGGAAGCAUUCCUGCCAUUCUCCGCAGGAAAGCGAGUUUGUCUUGGGGAGCAGCUGGCCAGGACGGAACUUUUCAUUUUCUUCACCGCCCUCCUUCAGAAGUUCACUUUCCAGGCUCCAAAGGGUGUCAACUUAAACCUUGACUGCAAAUGGGGACUCACGUGUUCCCCCCAACCUUACCGCAUCUGUGCACUCCUUCGUUAAAAGAAGCAUACGAAUAUAAGAACAUAAGAACUAGCCUGCUGGAUCAGACCAGAGUCCAUCUAGUCCAGCACUCUGCUACUCGCAGUGGCCCACCAGGUGCCUUUGGGAGCUCUGCAUAGAUUCUGCUAUGGCUUUCCCUAAAAUUAAUUUUAGCUGAUCAUCUUCUUUCUGUUCUUGCUCUUAGGGUUUAUUGGCUUCUGUGAAGGGAGGGGAUUUCCUGCAGUUUAAACAAAGGAAAUCAUACUGUAUAGUUCUGUGGCGGCAAACCUUUCGCACUCCAGAUGUUAUGGACUACAAUUCCCAUCA